Messenger RNA from Ziziphus jujuba (common jujube), 1343 nucleotides. Its product is annotated as protein EMBRYO DEFECTIVE 514. Gene Ontology annotation, cellular component: chloroplast. The coding region runs from base 120 to 881 and encodes 253 amino acids. The transcript is spliced from 2 exons. Gene Ontology annotation, biological process: chloroplast rRNA processing; chloroplast organization. The record is from RefSeq and is a predicted model, not a curated record. NCBI's taxonomy places the organism in Eukaryota, Viridiplantae, Streptophyta, Magnoliopsida, Rosales, Rhamnaceae.
GCGAUCAAACCCACAAAACCCUACGAGAGAGAGAGAGAGAGAGAGAGAGAGAGAGAGAGAGAGAGAGAGGGGCCAAAAAAUAUAAAAUAAAAAAAAGAUUGCUAGGGUUUAGCAGAGAAAUGGCGGAAGAGACUGUAGCAGAGCUCCUAAAUACAAACUUGGAGGGAGCCGAUGUGCCCGGCGAGGACAUGGAGCUUGAAACCCUAGAAAAUGGCCAAGAAGACACUAAGGGAGACGGGGAUGGCGGUUCUGGCGCUGUAGCCAAUGGAGCCGAACCACCAGCCAAUGGCGAGGCAAACUCGAAGCGGGCUAGAGAGGAGGAGGAGGAGGAGGAGGAGGAAGAAAACAACGGCGUUUCGAAGAAGCAGAAGGUUGAGAAGUCUGUGGAAGAGGAUAGGUUGGAGAAGCUGGGAGGAGGAGGAAGUGGAGGAAAAGAAGGGGAAAAUGGUGAUGAUGGAUCGGUUCGGGUAAAGUUGGGUCCGAAGGAAUUCGUGUCGUCGGUGGAGAUGUUCGAUUAUUUCUUUAAGCUUCUGCAUUUCUGGCCUACCAAUGUUAACAUUAACAAGUAUGAGCAAAUGGUUUUACUGGAUUUGCUUAAGAAGGGUCAUGCAGAGCCAGAUAAAAAGAUUGGUGGAGGGAUUAAAGCUUUCCAAGUUCGAUUCCAUCCAACCUUCAAAAGCAGGUGCUUCUUCCUCCUUCGGAAUGAUGAAACGACUGAUGAUUUUAGCUUCAGGAAAUGUGUGGAUCGUAUACUCCCCUUGCCAGAGCACAUGCAAAUAAAAUCGGAUGCCAAUAGAGGCUUAAGUGGUGGUGGUGGUAAGGGCCGUGGUGGAAGAGGAGGUGGACGUGGCCGAGGCAGAGGGGGUAAGUCAAGAAACUGAAGAAACUGAAGUAUCAACUUUAACUCACCGGUGGUGGAUUUACUUUUGAAUUAUAGAACUGUCAAGGAAAGAUCGUGACUGGUUUCUUUCUUCGCACUUAUCAAAGCUAAAACUGCUGCAUUAUCCUAAUUUUGACUACCUAUGGCUUCUCUUUAUGUUGAAAAUCAUCAUCCUCAUAUCCUGGGUUCUUUCCCUCAUAUCUUUUGGUUAUAAUAUUUUGUAUAAAGGGUAUUAUCAUAUAUGGUUCAUAACCAACAUCGCAUGAAUUUUUUAUGUAAAAUGUUCUGGUGUAAACUGAGGAUGCUGAACUUCGGUUUAUGGCCAGGGUUCAAAGUUUGAAUCCCAUACCAUCAUCAUCUGGAAAAGAAAGUCAAAAGGCCUAUAACAAAGAGUUCAGUUUUUGUACGUCCAAAUAAGGAAUUGAAAUUAUAUGUGGCUAUGAAAUAUAAGUUUGUUAUAAUA